AUGGCUUCGACGAACUCCGGAAUCACCACCGACGCUGCGACCGGCGAGCGAUUCAUCCCUUCCUCCUUGCGUGCGGAUGGCUCCAAACGUCGCGAAAUUCGUGUGCGUCCCGGUUACCGUCCGCCCGAGGAUGUCGAGCUCUACAAGAACCGUGCCGCCGAGGCCUGGAAGAAUCGUGGGAAGGCCGGGGUAGUGCCUGGAGCGGAAGCGUUGAACACCGAGGAACCCAACACCAAGGCCGCCAGCGCCUCGAGCAACAAGAAUGCGAAACGUCGGGAAGCCAAGAAGAAGGCCAAGACCACCCAGGAUGGCCCCGCCUCGACGGACUCGAAGAAUGUGAAGGAUAUCGAGAACUGGCGGGCUCCGGCGGAGAAGACCCCCUCGAACGGAGCCGCGAAAGCCACGGAAGAAGCGCUGGACCCCGAAGCCGAGAAGGAGAAGAAGGCGCGCAACCUGAAGAAGAAGUUAAGACAGGCUCGCGACUUGCGGGACAAGAAGAACCAAGGAGAGGACUUGCUGCCUGAGCAGUUCGACAAGGUCAUCAAGAUCCAGGAACUCAUUCGUCAGCUGGACGGGCUGGGCUUCGACUCGAACGGGGACAAGAAGACUGAUGGCCAAGAGAGUGAGAAGGCCUGA
Molecule: messenger RNA, 636 nt
Organism: Aspergillus affinis
Lineage: Eukaryota; Fungi; Ascomycota; Eurotiomycetes; Eurotiales; Aspergillaceae
Product: putative RNA binding protein Pym
Exons: 1
Coding region: 1-636 (211 amino acids)
Biological process (GO): exon-exon junction complex disassembly
Cellular component (GO): exon-exon junction complex; cytoplasm
Molecular function (GO): RNA binding
Source: RefSeq, a predicted model, not a curated record